This is a messenger RNA of Balaenoptera musculus (blue whale), 3401 nucleotides long. RefSeq names its product leucine rich repeats and transmembrane domains 2 (gene LRTM2). Gene Ontology annotation, cellular component: plasma membrane. NCBI's taxonomy places the organism in Eukaryota, Metazoa, Chordata, Mammalia, Artiodactyla, Balaenopteridae. Bases 408 to 1769 code for a protein of 453 amino acids. The transcript has 5 exons. Gene Ontology annotation, molecular function: protein binding. The record is from RefSeq and is a predicted model, not a curated record.
UGAGCGCCUCCGGUGUGUGUGCGCCCGUGUGCCCGCCUUCCGUGGGCCCGCCUUCCCGUGUGCGCGCCUGUCGCUGUCAUCACGGAUAUUCCCCCGCUGUCACUCGCUGCUCUCUGCUCCGCACACGCGCUCCCCCUCCCCGCCUGCCCCUCUCCACGGCUCCCGCGUCCCUCCCUCUCCUCCUCGGUGUGUUAUUGACCCGGCUGCCCGCCGUGGGAGACGGCCUCAGGCGUUCCUCCCGCCGGGGCUCUGCGUGCCAGGUCCUGCUGGGGGAUCAGGCUGGUGCCGCUGCGCUCGCUGUCUCCUUUCUCCAGGAAUCCCAGGAGGGGCUCACUGGACAGCUCAGACCACUUGAUUCAGGGCGCUCGCUGGGGUGCGGAAGCGGCCACAGCAGAGCCCCUGAGCUGAUGAGGUUUAUCCCCGACCUGCCCUGCCGGCGGCGGAAGACAGAGCACGGCCGCUCACCCCCCGGGAGACGGCGGAGGGCGAGCAGGGGGCUUCCUCGUGGCAAGAGCCGGGCCCGGGCCUCACCCGCGAGCCGACAGCCGCCCCUGCGCGGGGCCUGGUCUCUGCCUCCUCGGGGGCCAUGGACUGACCGAGCGGACAAGGGGCUCCUCUCCCCCUCGAGGUGCAGGGCCGGACAGCCUGCAGCCACCAUGCUGGCCCCGGGCAGCGGCCCCGAGCUGAGGACCUGGUUUGCCCCGCUGUGGAGGCACAUCUCUUGGCUCACCUGCUGGAUUGCCCUGUGCACGGCGGAGGCCCUCCCCGCCUGCCCCUUGCCCUGCACGUGUGACGGCCACGGCCUGCAGGUGGACUGCAGUGGCCGGGGCCUCACCGCGCUGCCCCCGGACCUGCCGGCCGCCACCCGCACCCUCCUGCUCCUGAACAACAGGCUGAGCUUCCUGCCCGGCGGGGCCUUCGCCAGCCUGUCGGGCCUGCAGCGGCUGGACCUCUCCAACAACUUCCUGGACGGGCUGCCGCGCACCGCCUUCGGGGAGCUGGCCAACCUGACGGAGCUGCAGCUGCGCAAUAACAGCCUCCGCGCCCUGGACCCCGAGCUGCUGCGGCCCCUGCCGCGCCUGCGCCACCUCGACCUGUCACUCAACGGCCUGGCCCGGCUCCCGCCCGGCCUCUUCGACGGGCUCCCCGCCCUGCGCUCCCUGUUCCUGCGCGCCAACCGCCUGCAGAGCCUGGACCGGCGGACCUUCGAGCCCCUGGCCGGCCUGCAGCUGCUGCAGGUGGGGGACAACCCCUGGGAGUGCGACUGCCACCUGCGGGACUUCAAGCACUGGCUGGAGUGGUUCUCCUACCGAGGGGGGCGCCUGGAUCAGCUGACCUGCACCCUGCCCAAGGAGCUCAGGGGGAAGGACAUGCGCGCGGUCCCCAUGGAGAUGUUCAACUACUGCUCCCAGCUGGACGGCCAGCAGAGCUCAGCCGGGCUGGAGGUCCCCGGGCCGCCCUGCACCAAGGCCAGCCCGGAGCCUCCCAAGCCCAAGCCGGGCCCCGAGCCCGAGCCUGAGCCCAGCACCGCCUGCCCCCAGAAGCAGAGGCCGCGGCCCGUGAGCGUGCGGCGGGCCAUCGGCACCGUGAUCAUCGCGGGGGUGGUCUGCGGUGUGGUCUGCGUCAUGAUGGUGGUGGCCGCUGCCUACGGCUGCAUCUACGCCUCCCUCAUGGCCAAGUACCAUCGGGAGCUCAAGAAGCGCCAGCCCCUGAUGGGUGACCCGGAGGGCGAGCACGAAGACCAGAAGCAGAUCUCCUCUGUGGCCUGAGAGCCCGGGGAGGGGCCGGGGGGGCACGCCAGCCCUGCCUCCCCCGCCCCCUUUCCACCUUCCUCCCAGCCUGCCAGCAGACGGGCCCGUGUCUCCACGGACUCCGGAGCGUCCGCAAGAUACCAGUACGCUGACGCUCGUCGCUGGACCACCAACGCUCUGGACCACGGGCAGAAAAGACGUGUGUGCGAGCAAAGGCUCCCGGACCCAGCGCCCCGUGCCCCGGCGGCUCCCGGCACAGUCACAGCCGGUGACGCCCCCACCUCAUCUGCGUCUGGGGGUGCGGGGCCGGUUUCUGCGACUCUCUGCUAAGCCAGGAAGGUGUUGGGCCCCGCUCCCAAUGGCUGGUUCCACUGUGCACUCAGACCAGCCCAGCCAUCUGGACCAGCACUUGGCAACCCAGCACCACGCCCUCGCCAAAGCCAUCUGUCCCUGCAUCACCAGCCACCCAGCUCCGGGUCACUGGUCAUUCUCACGCAAGCUCGGCAUCACACACACAGUCACGUAGGGACAGAGGUCGUGGGACCUCGGGGGGCAGAGCCAGGCGUCCCCCGUGGUCUCAGCCCUCGGGCCACACGACCUCCUGCUUGCUUAUGCAACCUCCUGCAGCGGAUGGGGAGAAACCCAAACCCACGGCACAAGGAUUCCUUCCAGAUCCUCUCAAGAGGCCAAGGUGGUGCUGCCGGAUGAGACUGCCCGUCACCAUGGUAACCCGCUCACACCUCUCCUGCUGGGAUUUCCAGGGACGCCUGCCCAGAGGCCUGGAAGCUGCGGCGUGUGUGGACCGUGGCCUCCCCAGAGCCCGGCCACGCACCACCGGACUCACCCUCAGCGCUGCCGAAGUACGUCCCUGCCAGGCCCCGGGGGGACCCGCACCACUCCCACUCCCACAGCCUGCGGCCCGAGAACCGCUGCUCUGCACCUCUCACUGCCAUGCCCCACCCUCAGCAUCUCCGGGCCCGUGACCUCAGGGCGGGGACUGGCUCAUCCUCUGCGACCCUCCUGCCAGCAUAUACCAAACAGACCCCGGGAGCAGGGAAAGGACCCCCCGGUUCUGCUCAGAGGUCUCAGUAAUGGGGUCCUUUUCCCAGCGUUCUGUCAGCUCAGUCUGGCUUCCCGGAGUCCUCGUGGCACCUGGACUGGGGCCCAAACCGGAGCAAGGGCCCAGGGGCCCAUCUGCUCGUUACCUGUAACCCCCCCAAAGGGACAGAGGCUGGGGGUGGGCGUGGGAGGCGGCAGUGCAGGGUGGGGUCCACCGGCCCCCUUUCCGAGGUCUGCCCUCCGGGGGAGUGCGAUCCCGGUGAGUCCUGGGCCUCCCUCUGCCGGACGUCAGCCUCCCCGCCGCUUACGGAGGGUCAGGUGCCAGCAGGCCGGUUUCUGGCUCUGCGACGGCCAGGAGUCUAGGGAGUGGCCCGGGGGCGGCCGUCAGAACAUGGUUCUGAGGCAGGACAGGGGUGGAGGGGGCCACGUGCAGGCUGCCCACCGUGCUGGCCUGCAGUCUUCCUUCUUUGGGGUGCCAGCCGACACCAGACCUGGGGAUUUUCUAAAGGGAGUCAGGGAAGGCUGGACGUUGUCAGUGGUGGUGUCUUCAGCCUAAGACAGAAGAUUUUUAAAGGCAAAAUUAUAUUUCUG